CCGUACACCGAGCCGCAUUCCUCGGCCCCCCUCCCCCCACCGCACACACCCCUCCCUCGGGGGACCCCCGCCCCCUUGGAGGGGGAAAAAAAAAAAAUCCACACUCCCCCCCCCCACACACACCAAAAUCACUCGAACCCGAGGGAGGCUUCCUUUCACCCUCGGGGAGACGAGCUUCCUACGGUUCCCCUCUUCUCCAUCUCCCCCCUCCCCACUCCCUCCCUCCCCGAACCCCCGUCCCCUCCUCCCCCUUGCUCCCACCCCCUUACUCCCGGGCGCCGGGUGCAAGGUCCCUUUAAGGCGACGGCGCCUUCCUCGGGUCAGACUACCGGCGGCGGCGGCGACGACCACGGGAGCAUGGCAGACACCGACCUGUUCAUGGAAUGUGAGGAGGAGGAGUUGGAACCAUGGCAGAAAAUCAGUGAUGUUAUUGAGGACUCAGUGGUUGAAGAUUAUAAUGCAGUGGAUAAAACUACUCCAGUUUCUGUGAGCCAGCAGCCAGUCUCAGCUCCAGUGCCCAUCGCUGCCCAUGCUUCUGUUGCUGGGCACCUCUCCACAUCCACCACCGUUAGUAGCAGUGGGGCACAGAACAGCGACAGUGCAAAGAAGACACUUGUCACGCUAAUUGCCAACAACAAUGCUGGCAAUCCUUUGGUUCAGCAAAGUGGACAGCCGCUCAUUCUGACCCAGAAUCCAGCACCAGGUCUGGGUACAAUGGUUACUCAACCAGUAUUAAGGCCUGUCCAGGUCAUGCAGAAUGCCAAUCAUGUGACUAAUUCCCCUGUAGCCUCACAACCAAUAUUCAUCACCACCCAGGGAUUUCCUGUAAGGAAUGUUCGGCCUGUACAAAAUGCAAUGAAUCAGGUUGGGAUUGUACUGAACGUCCAGCAAGGCCAAACGGUUAGACCAAUUACAUUAGUUCCAGCCCCAGGUACACAGUUUGUUAAGCCGACAGUUGGAGUCCCACAAGUGUUCUCUCAGAUGACGCCAGUGAGGCCAGGUUCCACAAUGCCUGUGAGACCCACCACGAACACCUUUACCACUGUCAUCCCAGCCACUCUGACCAUCCGAAGCACGGUCCCACAGUCCCAGUCCCAGCAGACCAAGUCCACUCCCAGUACCUCCACCACUCCCACUGCUCCGCCGCCGGCCUCACUGGGGCAGCUAGCUGUUCAGCCCCCGGGCCAAGCCAACCAGACCUCAAACCCCAAGCUAGUGAGCAUCGCCAGCUUUGUCACCGUGAAGCGGCCUGGGGUGACAGGCGAAAACAGCGGGGAAGUGGCCAAAUUGGUGAACACCCUCAACACCGUCCCUUCCCUGGGCCAGAGCCCCGGGCCAGUAGUGGUUCCCAACAGCAGUCCUGCCCAUGGCGCACAAAGAGCCAGUGGCCCUGAAUCUUCACUGAAAGUGGCCUCUUCCAUCCCAGUGUUUGACCUCCAGGACGGUGGACGGAAAAUAUGUCCGCGGUGUAAUGCUCAGUUCCGUGUUACCGAAGCUCUGCGAGGUCACAUGUGUUACUGCUGCCCAGAAAUGGUUGAAUACCAGAAGAAAGGAAAGUCCCUGGACUCAGAACCCAGUGUCCCGUUGGCAGCAAAGCCUCCAUCGCCUGAGAAGACUGUUCCUGCUACUUCCACGCCUUCUUCUACGCCUAUUCCCGCUCUGUCACCACCUACCAAAGUCCCAGAGCCAAAUGAGAAUAUCGGUGAUGCUGUGCAGACCAAACUUAUCAUGUUAGUAGAUGACUUCUACUAUGGCCGGGAUGGUGGCAAAGUAGCUCAGCUCACAAGCUUCCCGAAGGUCGCCACGUCUUUCCGAUGCCCUCAUUGCACCAAAAGGCUAAAAAACAACAUUCGGUUCAUGAACCACAUGAAGCACCAUGUCGAGCUCGAUCAGCAGAACGGGGAGGUGGACGGCCACACUAUCUGCCAACACUGUUACCGCCAGUUUUCUACUCCCUUCCAGCUCCAGUGCCACUUGGAAAAUGUUCAUAGUCCCUAUGAAUCUACUACCAAGUGCAAGAUCUGUGAGUGGGCAUUUGAAAGUGAGCCACUAUUUCUCCAGCAUAUGAAGGAUACUCAUAAACCUGGAGAGAUGCCUUACGUUUGUCAGGUGUGUCAGUAUCGCUCCUCUCUCUACUCUGAGGUGGACGCCCACUUUCGGAUGAUCCAUGAGGACACCCGGCAUUUGCUCUGCCCUUACUGCCUGAAGGUCUUCAAAAACGGCAAUGCAUUCCAGCAGCAUUACAUGAGGCACCAGAAGAGAAAUGUUUACCACUGCAACAAGUGCCGGCUGCAGUUUCUCUUUGCCAAGGACAAAAUUGAACACAAGCUUCAGCACCACAAAACCUUCCGCAAGCCCAAGCAGCUGGAAGGCUUGAAGCCAGGCACCAAGGUGACAAUCCGGGCUUCCCGAGGGCAGCCACGAACUGUUCCUGUGUCCUCCAGUGAUACCCCUCCCGGCGCCUUGCAAGAGGCCGCACCGCUGACCUCCACAGAGCCCCUGCCUGUGUUCCUCUAUCCCCCCGUCCAGCGGAACAUCCAGAAGAGAGCUGUUAGGAAAAUGAGUGUCAUGGGCCGGCAGACAUGUCUGGAGUGCAGUUUUGAGAUCCCAGACUUCCCAAAUCACUUCCCUACUUACGUACACUGCUCUCUGUGUCGCUAUAGCACCUGCUGCUCCCGAGCUUAUGCCAACCACAUGAUUAACAAUCACGUUCCACGGAAAAGCCCCAAGUACUUGGCUUUGUUUAAAAAUUCUGUGAGUGGAGUCAAGCUGGCCUGCACGUCAUGUACCUUUGCUACCUCUGUGGGAGACGCCAUGGCCAAGCAUUUGGUGUUCAACCCCUCCCACAGAUCCAGCAGCAUCCUGCCACGGGGACUCACCUGGAUAUCUCAUUCAAGGCAUGGCCAAACUCGGGAACGAGUGAACGACCGGAACCUGAAGAACGCGUGCCCGCCUGUCCCCGUGCCCCCUGGCAAAGCUGCGCCCGCGUGCUCUCCGGGAGCCGAGCCCGGGGAGCCGCCGCUGCCCGCCCCGCAGCCCGCGCCCGCCUCGCCCGCCGCCUCGCCGCCCCCCGCCGCCGACGAGGACGCCGACGCGGACGCGGACGCUCCCGGCGAGGGCAGCCCGCUCGCCCAGGAGCCGGAGCCCGAGCCCGAGCCCGAGCCCGCGCCGGCGGGCGGCGGCGGCACCGGGCUGGGCCGCAAGGAGCAGCUGUCGGUGAAGAAGCUGCGCGUGGUGCUGUUCGCGCUGUGCUGCAACACCGAGCAGGCCGCCGAGCACUUCCGCAACCCGCAGCGGCGCAUCCGGCGCUGGCUGCGCCGCUUCCAAGCCUCGCAGGCCGAGAGCCUGGAGGGCAAGUACCUGAGCCUCGAGGCCGAGGAGAAGCUGGCCGAGUGGGUGCUCACGCAGCGCGAGCAGCAGCUGCCCGUCAACGAGGAGACCUUGUUCCAGAAGGCCACCAAGAUCGGACGCUCGCUGGAGGGCGGCUUCAAGAUCUCCUACGAGUGGGCCGUGCGCUUCAUGCUGCGGCACCACCUGGCCCCCCACGCGCGCCGCGCCGUGGCCCACACGCUGCCCAAGGACGUGGCCGAAAACGCCGGACUCUUCAUCGAGUUUGUACAGCGGCAGAUCCACAACCAAGACUUACCUCUGUCCAUGAUCGUGGCCGUCGACGAGGUCUCCUUGUUCCUGGAUACGGAGGUGCUGAGCAGCGACGACCGGAAAGAGAACGCCCUGCAGACAGUGGGCACCGGAGAACCUUGGUGCGAUGUGGUGCUGGCCAUUCUGGCAGACGGCACUGUCCUCCCCACCCUGGUCUUCUACCGUGGACAAGUGGAUCAGCCUGAUAAUGUGCCAGACUCGAUACUGCUAGAGGCCAAGGAGAGUGGCUACAGCGACGACGAGAUCAUGGAGCUUUGGUCCAGCCGGGUGUGGAGGAAGCACACGGCUUGUCAGCACAGCAAAGGCAUGCUGGUGAUGGACUGCCACCGCACCCACUUGUCGGAAGAGGUACUGGCCAUGCUCAGCGCCUCCAGCACUUUGCCUGCAGUGGUCCCUGCGGGCUGUAGCUCCAAAAUCCAGCCGUUGGACGUAUGCAUCAAACGAACUGUUAAGAACUUCCUGCACAAAAAGUGGAAGGAGCAGGCUCGGGAAAUGGCAGAUACUGCAUGCGAUUCCGAUGCCCUGCUUCAGCUGGUGCUGCUCUGGCUGAGUGAGGUGCUGGGCGUCAUUGGGGACUCCCCAGAGCUAGUUCAGAGGUCCUUCCUUGUGGCUAGUGUCCUGCCGGGCCCCGAUGGCAAUAUUAACUCACCUGCCCGCAAUGCUGACAUGCAGGAGGAGCUCAUCGCCUGCCUAGAGGAGCAGCUGAAGCUGAGUGAACAGUCCGAGGAGCGCUCGGCGUCCACUCCGCGGCCCAGGUCAUCUCCCGAAGAGACAGUUGAGCCCGAAAGCCUUCACCAGCUCUUUGAGGGGGAAAGUGAGACGGAGUCCUUCUAUGGUUUUGAGGAAGCUGACCUAGAUUUGAUGGAAAUCUGAGUGCUGGGGUUAUGAGAGCCUAUGAAAAAGGGGUGGGAAGGUGAGGGAGGGUAGAGGGAUUUAGGGAAAAGGGGUAUACCAGUGGGGUAUUUGAUUUAUAUUUUUAAUUCUAUGCUGCCACCACCCUGAUACUGACUUAUACUUUCCUGUGAAUUUGUGGAUUAGGAAAACCAAUAGUAAUCACUUCUGAGCCGAGGAGCUGGCCCAUUGGUCAUUCACUUUUUAAAAACAGGUUUUUGUGACCUUUUUUGUUGUUCUUGUUGUUCUUAAUUUAAAUCAUUGUGCUUGGUAUUUUUUGACAAAAUCAAGAAAAAGAAAAAAAAAUCCUUUGUGAACAAAUGUUGAAUUGCUUUGUUUCCCCUUUUACCUCAAUUGUAUCAUAGUGCUCCUGGUUCUGUUUCGCUGUGUGGCCAGUGUCCUUGGCAUGAUACUAUCUAAUCAUGUUAAUGUGAGAAUGUUUCUGAAGAUGGAAAAGACGUGUAGCUCACAAACUGGUCUAUCAUAUAUGUGGAUAACUUUUUCAUUGUGGUCUUAACACUUUUAUAUAAAAAUGAAAAUGAAAAAAUCCCACUGAACUCUUUCCUCUUUCCUUCCCACUCCAGAGCUGUUCAUUCCUACAGCAAUUCUAGAUGUAAAAUUGUGGCUUUAAAAGUGCAUGAAAUCAUCCAGAAUGAAUAGAUUUGUCUUUCACCACCCUCCCCACAACAAAAACCUGACUAUUUUUUGCACUUAUGAACCUUGGCCCCUUCACCAUUUUCACACUAUCCAUCAUGCUGGACAAAGGGGCACACGUGUCCUUAGCAAGAGGGACUGAAGUGACCAAAACAGUGUUAGGGUGGAAGCCAUUCCCGGUUUACCUGUCUUUGCCCUGUAAACCACUCCCCCCUACCACCCCUGGGGAAUCCCUGCCUGACUGAACGUACUGUUAGCGGACAGCGCGUCUGCUCACAUUUCAGGGCUCACUGGGCAGAUGUGACCAUGUGAACUCGCUUACGUGUGGCUUUCGUGGUUUCUCAAUGCUUCAAGAGGUAAACUGAUAUGAAGAGAGUGUGGGGUACACACAAAGAAAAACACACGAAUCUUUUAUUUUUCACUGCCAGCUUCAAGGAAAAAUAUUUACACUGCAUGAGGGAUUUUUUUCAAAGAAAACUAAGUACCCAUGGUUGUAGACAAAGCGCACAGUACCACAGAGAAAGGGCGAGAACUCGGUCUGCUCUCCCUCGGCUCUACCCCUCACUCCUGUCCAUCCUGCAGCUCCCGGCCAUGGUUCGCUCCUGUGAGCCAAGGAAGCAGCCUGCUCAAGCUUGUAAAUGGUCUUUAACACAUGCAGAAGCAGAGCAUUUAGUCAAAUGAAAGGAAAUGCACUUAGGAACUCUUUUUAGGUGUUUGAUGGGCUUUCACAAAACAGGCUGUGACAUGUGCUGCUCCUCAUUUCCCUGCCCCCCGCACACUAGAAAGUAGACCUGGAGCAGCAGCCCCUCCCAGAGCAGCUGCGCCAGCUUGAACCCAUGGCUUCCGGAAACAGCUAAGGAUCCACCUGGGCUUCUCUUCCCCACAUUUUUACCCAAUGCCAUUUUAUUAACUGGACUUUUCAGGUCAACCUCUGCCUUUGAUAAAGUUGGAAAACUGUGGCGGUCACUUCUGUAUGCGACCUAACCUCCCUCUGAUCUCUGCCGCAGCCACGGCUUAGCAGAGCUGGUCCUUGCCCUCUGCACACUGACUUCUUGUGGGUAACUUUUAAGGAUCAUGGCAACAGUGGAUCAGCUGGGUUUUGACAAGGAAGUUGUCUUUGUGGACUGCCUGCAUGGCUUAGUAAUAGAAAGAAGUUUUCGGGGUUUUUUUAUAUAUAUAUAAUUGAGUUUAAUCAAUAAACGUAUUUAUUGACAA
Jaculus jaculus (lesser Egyptian jerboa) is the source of this 6420-nucleotide messenger RNA. It is a transcript of the gene Pogz, whose product is annotated as pogo transposable element derived with ZNF domain. NCBI's taxonomy places the organism in Eukaryota, Metazoa, Chordata, Mammalia, Rodentia, Dipodidae. The transcript is spliced from 20 exons. Gene Ontology annotation, biological process: regulation of DNA-templated transcription. The record is from RefSeq and is a predicted model, not a curated record. Gene Ontology annotation, molecular function: DNA-binding transcription factor activity, RNA polymerase II-specific; RNA polymerase II cis-regulatory region sequence-specific DNA binding. The coding region runs from base 358 to 4533 and encodes 1391 amino acids.